Penicillium olsonii is the source of this 1926-nucleotide messenger RNA. The record is from the annotation of a GenBank genome assembly. NCBI's taxonomy places the organism in Eukaryota, Fungi, Ascomycota, Eurotiomycetes, Eurotiales, Aspergillaceae.
AUGUUCAAAAAGAAGCCAACGAUCAAAAACCUAUCCCCUCUACGUUCGUCUGAUCGCAGGAAGAUCGCCGACCAAAUUAUCAAAGAUUAUCAGAUCUCCGUUCCCACAAAUUCCCAAGAAGACUCAGGGCCAACAUCAUCCAGCCUUACGUCAAUCCGAAAUGCGCUUCUCCCCGAUAACUCCCUGACAGCUCGGUUUACCACGACCGCUGGUCCAGACCUGCGCGAGCUCACAGGAAUUGUUUAUGUUGGCACACACCCGGAUGGGGAAGAACGAGUGCUUUGGUUCAAGCUUGAGCAUGGUCCCGGAGCCGAUAAGCGACUAUACCCGACUGUAUACACAUUAUGGCACAACCCCAACCUAGUGCCCCUUCUCUAUACCCCGGAGUUUGUCAUGGGCAAGCUCCAUGGCGGAGCAGACCUCAUGACCCCUGGCCUUGCAAAUGAGCCUCCCUUCCCUCAGAGAGCAGUCAAGGGUGCUGUUGUUGCGGUCGCUAGUGUGGACAAGCACUCAGUGCCUGUGUUCGUCGGCAUCUGUGAAAUAGAUGUGUCGGCUCUCGGGGAGGUGCAGGGUACUAGAGGCCAGGCCGUCCGGGGUUUGCACUGGGAAGGCGACGAGCUUUGGACAUGGAGUUCGGCGUCCCGGCCGGGUCGCCCGGCACCCGAUUACCUGGAGGGUUGGGAUGAGGAUAGAGAAGGUGAUGAGGAAGAGGAGGUUGAAGGACUUGAGGAAAUAACCCUUGAAGACAAGGGCUCUCCCGCGGAAAAUGUCGAGGAGACAGACGAACUUGAUGCGGAAGAACCUGCGGGUGAAGAUGAACCGGAGCCGACAACAAAAGAAAUUGACGACGCAUUUAUCAAUGCAUUUGUCUAUGCUCUAUACAAGCUGAAGCAAGAUAACCCUACCGCCACUACCCAUGCCCUUCAAUUGCCAAUCACACCUUCGGCGUUGGUAGCCAAUCUCAUUACACCUUACCUUCCAGUCUACACUCCCCAGCAAGUCCAGUUCUACAACAUCAAAAAGACUAGCUGGAAGAACGUGAAGAAGUUCAUGAAGCAUCUGGACAAGUUGAAGCUCGUCAAGAGCAAAGAUCGCAAUGGCCAAGAGACAGUCAUCUUGGAUGUGGACUUUGAAGAUCAACGAGUCCAGCGAUUUGUUCCAUAUCGACUUCCUUCGCCUCGUGCUUUGGAGGGUACUAAGGCAUCCUCAUCAGAGGGCAAGAAGCCCGCUGCAUCAGAUGAUUCUGACCCUUCAGUGGGCCAGACAAUCACUGUGCAAAAUCUGUACAGGCCGUCCGGCAAGUUGAUGCCCACUGUGUUCCCUGCUCUCGCAGCUGGCAACGCGAACAACUACUACAAACACUCCGAAGUUUCAUCUCAUUUGGAUCAAUACCUCACAUCCCAAGAUCCACCAAUUGUAUCCAAGGAGAAUCGAAGAAUCAUCACUUUGAACCCCUUCCUCGCCAACACCAUCUUCACCGGAUCCUCUCCCGAAGAUAAGAGCACACUUUCUCGCGGCAAGGUCACACGCGAUGGUCUUUUGAAACGCCUCAUGGAGGACAAAGCUCUCAUGCAGCCACACCAUGUGAUCUUGAAGACUGGUCAGACCAUCGCAGAUGUCAAGCCGAAAGCAGGCGCCGCACCCAAGAUUACCGUGACUCUGGAAAAGCGCACGGGAUCCAAGACUGUCACCAAGGUGGUGCACCUUGAGGUCUUUGGUGUCAUCCCUACCCUCCUGGCACAAGAGCUACAGAAGAAAUGUGCAGGUAGUACCAGUGUGACCCAGGCUACUGGGGCCCCGAAGGGUGUCAUGGAGGUAUUAGUGCAAGGCGAUCAGCGGAAGGCAAUUGAGACAGCUCUUUUGCGCCGUGGACUGAGGCCACAGUUGAUCGAAGUGGUUGAUAAGACUAAGAAGAAGAAGAACUGA